Daphnia magna is the source of this 2430-nucleotide messenger RNA. RefSeq names its product tyramine/octopamine receptor. Lineage: Eukaryota; Metazoa; Arthropoda; Branchiopoda; Diplostraca; Daphniidae. Gene Ontology annotation, biological process: G protein-coupled receptor signaling pathway. The record is from RefSeq and is a predicted model, not a curated record. Gene Ontology annotation, cellular component: membrane. The coding region runs from base 1010 to 2116 and encodes 368 amino acids. The transcript has 5 exons. Gene Ontology annotation, molecular function: G protein-coupled receptor activity.
GUACUACGAACGUGAGCGUUCGUUUCCAAUCUAUGUCCCGUCUGCCCCUCUCUCUCCCGCCUAGGUGGUCGUGACAUUGGCAAGGUUUGCGUUACUUUGUGCCUACUUCAUCAUCGCUGAGUUGCUUUACUUCAGAGCAGAUCACUUUUCUUUCUCGCAGUGGCCUAAGGUUUUAUAUGACAUCACCAUUCGUCGACGUUCUUCCGUACGAGUCAUCCACUUGAUCACCCGACUCGUCCGCCAGUUUUCAUACAAAAGCAAAAGUGACAAAAAGGGAGGAACGGUUUCUCAACAGCGUGAUCUGUUGUUGUGUUGUUGUUUGUGAAUCAUCACUUGAAUCAAUCUGCAGUACGCACCGUCUGGAUGUGACAACCGAAAAAGGGGAAAUCGUAAUUGAACAAGGUGAAUCAGACAACAAGGGGUGUGUGUAAAAAAAGCUGUUGUACUGCUUGAUAAAUGAGGAAAAUGUCGAUUGGGGCGGUGGGGAAGUCGUGUAGAAAGCAACCGUCUUCUUGGUGAACCAUGGCCGCCGCCAUCAACCCACAAGGGCCAGCUGCUGAGGCGCUGCUUCCGCCGCCAAUGCUGCUCGACAACACUUCGUAUCCUACCAACGCUUCUAUUGUUGCAGCUACUCGUACACGAGCUUUCCGAUCGAUAAUCAGUUGAUAUCGUCUCGUUGGGAGACGAUGGUGAGUAUUUGGCCAGUAACAGUUUGAAUAGCUGCCAGAGUUUCAAGGUCUCCUUAUUCGUUAUGCACUUCACACCUCCCAUACCAGCUGGCAUGUGUCUAUCACACUGGUGGUGGCGGCAAAGACGACAACACACUGCUGCUGGAUCGUCUGCUCUUGUUCGAUGUAGUUGCUGCAUUUUGCGCAUUGCGGCUACAAGUUUCACUAUACCGUAUAUUAUAGUCUUCCCCUUUUUUUGGUCAUCUCUUUCUGUCUCGGGACGGAUAAGAUAUAAUCAGAAGCGGAAGAAAUAAAACAAGAACGAACAAAACAAAACAAAAAUGGAGCAAGAAGAAGAUCGGCAAAGUUUACCGUUGAACAUUGAAAUGGUUGGCCAAGUGGUUCACGGUUCCGACAUGAACCGUUCGUCGCUUGACGAGCUCCUGGAGUCGGUGGAAGUGAUGAUAGGCGUUAAUGGUGACGAAUUCGCCCCUCCCGUUUCCAUACUGAACGGUCCGUUCCAGGCUGUUCUGUUGUCCUUGUUGGUCGUGAUGUCGAUCGGAGCCAACGCGUGCGUCAUCAAUAAUAUCCGGCACAACUGUAUCAAAUUGCGUUCCACUCACUUCAUUCUCAUCCAGCAUUUGUGCAUGGCCGACCUGAUCGGCGCUUCAUUGAUCCUGCCCGCUCCACUGGUCACCUCAUUCCGCGGCCGUUGGGAAGGAGGGCCAAAUCUUUGCCACCUAUCCAGCGUCGUUAAUGUCUCUCUCUGGCUACAGCACGUCUUUAUGUUCCUCAUGCUCAAGAUUGAUCGUGUUCUAGCAGCCACUCUGCCGAUCGGUCGCUACCCUAUUUGUACGCCUAGAACCAGCCAAUGGCUUGUCUUGCUGGCCUGGCUUCUGGCCCUGGCUAUUGGUGCUGGUGUAACGAGCGCUGCUGGUGCUCGCUUUGAGCCAUCACUGCUUCUUUGCGCGCCCGGUUUGCCUCAGGAGUUUGGCAUCACUCUCAUCUCCCUCUACUGUUCGGCGUUCGCUUCGAUGGUUGUCGGCUACGUCGUACUGCUUGUCGCUGUGGGGCGAAAGAAAUCGAAAAAUAAGGCGGAGCAGCAGUCGGAGGAGGAGGUGACCGAAGAGCCCCAUCAUCUUGAGCACGAUUCGCCUGGUAGUAGCAAUUCGAAGAGCUCAUCGACCCAACAACAGCAGAGUGGCGCUAAUUUACGUUCAGCCGCCACUUCGCUUAUCGUUACCGCCAGCCAUUUGCUAUUGUACCUGCCUGCGCUCCUAUUGCUUGGUCUUCAGGGGACGGUGGUGAAUCCAGUAGCUGCCGCCCUUUGCGCUCUCAUUGUCUACUCUGAAUUUCUAAUUCAUCCUAUGGUGCUCCUAUCUACGUCACGACGGAUGCGCCAGGAAGUCCUCCGGACCCUCAAACGGCAUUCGCCCUGCUGCUGUUGAUACUUGGAGAUAUUCGGGAAACUGAAAAGGAAGUCCAGCGACGGAUACCAGACGUUUGUACAAUUAUAUCUCUCUCAAUCACUCAUUAAAGUUACAAGUGACAUUCUCUCUCUUUUUUUGUUGUUGUAAAACGAGUACUACUCAAUGGACAUCGUUGUUUUGAUCUAGCCUCUAACGAUCUCAUAUCACCUUUCUCGUCAUGUGUUCUACGUUUUCGUAUUAACCUAGACGCAUGUACAACCUUGUGGUCUACAUGAUAUAGCGUCCUUCUGACAACGCGAUUAUAUUUAAUAGAAUUUUAUUAACCUAUACAA